This is a messenger RNA of Sorghum bicolor (sorghum), 978 nucleotides long. RefSeq names its product translation initiation factor IF-2-like. The transcript is spliced from 5 exons. The record is from RefSeq and is a predicted model, not a curated record. Lineage: Eukaryota; Viridiplantae; Streptophyta; Magnoliopsida; Poales; Poaceae. The coding region runs from base 1 to 978 and encodes 325 amino acids.
AUGGCGUCCCGUCUUGACAGGAUCCUCAUGGGUCCGCCUCGAGCCAACGCCGACGCCCCGCAGACGGGAGCACCAAAGGAGGGACCAAGCGGGUCUCUUGAGGGGCAACAGAGGGAGCCGUCCCCCCACCGCUCCCGUGUUGAUACCCCUCCCGCGCCUGCGCAAAGUCGGUCCGUCCCGCGCCCCCAACCUCCCCAUGCGCCAAAGGCGGACGGCCAGGCUAAGCCCCAGGCGACGGGGCCAUUGACCCGUGGCCGUGCCGCGGCUUCCAGCAAGGGGGAAACAAGCCUCAGGAGCGUUAGCCCUGACGCUUGCCAGGUGGGAGAUGCCGCUCCGAGGCCUGCGCCCGUUCGUGAGGGGCCUGGAGCCUUGACGCGGGGCGGUUCGAGGCCUGUCGGUCGGGGUACCGGCAGGCGGGCCAUUCUCCCUGUGGGGUUGAAGCGGACGCUCGAGCAGGCCCAGCCCUCGAUGGCCAAAAGGCUUAAAGUAGGAGCGGCCUCUAAAGAUUCAGGCUCCUCCGACCCUCGACCGCCAACUGGUGCUGAGAGCGCCCCGCCCCGUCCCCUGGAGAAGCUCCUGAAGGCUUAUAAGGAGCUCUUGGCGCUUGAGGAGGAGAAGAAGGAGAGGGAGGCCGCUCUGUCAGAAGCUCAGGAGGCCUCGAGGAAGGCGGUGAAGGAGGCCACGCUGUUGAGGGAGCGGGCCAUGAUGGUCGAGGGAGUCACGUCCAAGGCCCGGGAGGAGGCCUUAUCUUACAAGAACGCCGUUGCUAAUCUGGACAAGGAGAAGGGCCUCCUCCAGACUGAACUUGCCUCCGCCCGAGAAACCUUUCAAAGGAUGAAGGUGGGGUGUGUGAAUGGCGAGAUCGCUCGGAGCGCCGCAGAGGAGGCCAAGAAGAAGGCCCUUCAAGAUCUCGAGGCAGAGCAGGCUCGAUCCCGCAGCCUCUCUAACGACAUCGAUCGUCUGAAGAGAGCGCUAUGA